CCCAUUUGCUUGCCGUACUUUCACAUGACCACUGCUUGUGACUACUUGCAUUCUUGUAGCUUUCGCCCUGAAAACUUGCUCCAGUCUCACGAUGGAUUACCAAAGAAGAAUAGGAUAACUAAUGCAUUUAUUACAUAUAUAACUUAGCCGUACUGAGUUGAUUGGCAUGUAUUCGUGGAUAUAAGUGUUACUUUGCCCAUGUUUCAUGGUUGUAGGGGUAAUCGUGAUGCGUUAAUAGUCAUUUGACUCAUCGUUUCAAUGGCAAACUGAGUGGCAGUAAAGUUAGGGGAAAACAUUGUUCCAAAAAGCUUUUUCCUCCGUGAUGGCUGAACUGAUGGCCAACUCAGGAAGGUGCACUUAUUUUUUCCUCUACGAUGGAACCAAGGUCCAAGGAGAGGGAGACCCUACGAGGGAAGGCAUCUGCUACUUCUACCCAGAGCAGACUCCCGUGGACCAGCAAGAGCUGCUGUGCGGCCAGCUGGCCGGGGUGGGCCGCUGUGUGUCCGAGCUCUCCUCCUCGCCUGUCCGGGUGCUCCGGCUGCGCCACAGCAAGUUUGCCAUUAAAAUGGAAGAUGACUUUUUUUGGGCUCUCGGUUGCGCCAUGGACUUCCCAACAGUGAGUAUGUGUGACCGUCUGGACCAGCUGAUCAAACUGUUUUGUUUUUACAACGGCCCCGUCCGCCAAAGCUACCAGACGAACAGCAGGGAGACGCUGGCUCUGUGCUGGUCCCGGUACCUCUUCUACCUACAAGCCGGAGCCACGGAGCUGCAUCACAUCUUCAGCUGCUUGCGGACCAUCGACUCAACCCACAUUGACCCUCUUCUGCUACUGAAAGCUGCCCUCAUACUGCAAGCUUGCCAACGCUGCCCUCUAGUGUUAGCAGGCUGUAUUUUAUUCCGUGGAAGGGUGGUGAGCACUCAGAUGCCUCCAUGUCUUACAGUGAGGGUGAUGGCCCACGAGACUCAAACCUACAAUAAGGAUGAGAGACUAAACGGGAUGAGUUCCAGUUUUCCUCUCUCCAGCGCUGUGACUUCCACUACCGUGCAUCUAACCCUGUCGGAACUUCAAGACCUGCGCUCCACUACUGUGGACAGAGAAUCCAGACCCCACUCCACUCCCAGCCAGGGCAGCCGGCCACGGAGGACCCGUCUGUCCAGAACGUUAUCAGACACGCCGUCGACGGAGUCAACCCCCGACCUGGAGCCGGAGCCCCCCGGCAGGCCCAUGAGGCUGGACGCCCCCCUCUCCCCGGGGCUGAGCCGGGGGGCCGAGCAGAGGGACGCUACGCCGACCAACGACCCCCUGCUGUCCCCAGCCUCGCCCCGGUUCCCGGAGAUCUCUCCUCUCACAAACCAAAAGGGGCCUCGGAGAGGGGGCCAGGAAGAGGAGGAUGAGGAAGACGGCCCGCUGGAAAAGUCGCGCUACUACAGCUUUCACAGCCCGGACGGAAACACCAGCCAGACGGAAUUCCAGGGAGAGGCCCCGCCGCCCACCGACGCCUCCCCUCUCGGGAACCCCCCGCCGGCAGGCCGCCGGGCCCCGGAGCGGGAGGGGUAUCCAGAAGGCCGGGCAGCAUCCGGAGGCAGCGGGGGCGACAUUCUUCCCGGAGCAGGGGUCAAGGACAGAACGGUGGUCCCCAUGACGCUGUACCAGCACAGGGUGAAGGGCCUUUUACUGGCCCUACUGGUGGAGCCCCACCUCCAGAGAGACACGGAGGCCAUGGAGGAAGUGUAUCACAGCAGCCUGGCGUCCCUAAACGGACUGGAGGCCCACCUGAGGACGGUGGCCCCGGGGGCCCCCGGACUUCAGGGGCCCUACACCUUUGCUCAUUAUGACUGCGUUCAGAACACCCUGACAACCAACGUGUCUGGUCGAGCAGGGGGAGACCAGGACCACUCCUUUGUCCGCGCCACAUCGCUGCUACACACGCAUUUCUGUAACAGUGACGCUCUGCAGGAGGCUAUUAUCAGGUCAGCAAGGCACAGGAGCGCCCGGACGGCGGUGUACGCCACCCGCAGCGUGGCCCAGGAGACCUACUUCCUGCAGCACGGCGGGGCGCUGCGCAACUCGGGGGUCCCCAACCACCAGGACACGGCCUUCACCCUGCCCAGCAAGGCCCGCCACAGGCUGCUCAAACACGGGGUCAGCCUCCUCUGACCCGGGGCGGGGGAGGGGGGCCGACCCCCACCCACCCCGACGCUCUGAUCACAGUGUUAAGCGGGAGGUGAAAGCUGGUGCUUGAACCUCUGCAGGAGUCCCAAGGGUCUUUUGUAGCUUCCGCUAAUCUCUGCUGGGAAGGAUUUGACUAACUAAUUCUGGAUGAAAGCCUGCUUUGACAUUUUGAGGACAGAGUGUGUAAAAGUUAACAUUUGUCAACCAAAAAAAAUCACGUUUCAGUUCAGGCCGUGUGUUGAAUGUAAAUCUUAUACUUUUCUUUUUGUGUUUUAUUGAAGCAUAAUAGCCUAAUUAUGUUCCAAUCUGCCUAAUUAAUUGAGUCUUCUAUAAAAUCCCAACAGUAUUGCAUAAAUACAACGCAGUGUUUUCAAUGCAUUUUGCUAAUUAACAUGCAUUUUUUUAAUGACAAUAACCCAGAAGAGAGUUUAAAUAGUAUUUAUUAAUGUAAAUGAAGUGUUAAGCUUAAACAACCAUAGGACAAUGUCAUUGUGUGUCGUUCAUAAAUAGUUUAAAGGCUUUGCGAAAAGAACAGGUUUACUUUUUCGAUUCACGCCUUUAUUCGAAACCGAACGUCGAUAAAUAAAUUAAAUACAUAAAUAA
Gadus morhua (Atlantic cod) is the source of this 2776-nucleotide messenger RNA. RefSeq names its product HPS4 biogenesis of lysosomal organelles complex 3 subunit 2 (gene hps4). Gene Ontology annotation, molecular function: small GTPase binding; guanyl-nucleotide exchange factor activity. Gene Ontology annotation, cellular component: BLOC-3 complex; cytoplasmic vesicle; lysosomal membrane. NCBI's taxonomy places the organism in Eukaryota, Metazoa, Chordata, Actinopteri, Gadiformes, Gadidae. Gene Ontology annotation, biological process: vesicle-mediated transport; protein targeting; melanosome assembly. Bases 323 to 2158 code for a protein of 611 amino acids. The record is from RefSeq and is a predicted model, not a curated record. The transcript is spliced from 12 exons.